AAUAGCGGUUCAUCGACCCCAACGAUUGCUACAGACGGCGCUGCUAGUACCAUUGCUGCCGCUGCUACAAAGCUGAGUCGGGACAGACCAUGGACUCCCUGUAGGUAUAUCCCCACUAUUUUCCGGGUACGUAGAUGAAAUUGUAUGGAGUGACCGUGUAAAUGAAACCUAUUUAGCAAAACCUUCGUCAGGUACUAUUUCUUUUACAGUAUUUUACAAAGUAGCAUUUUGGAUGUGGUUUCAUUUUUCCCGAUCAGUUUCAUGUUCCCUGUGUUAAAGCAAUUUUUUAAAUUGUCUGGGUUUUUGUAGCAAAAUCAAAGAAGCACCCAGCAAGUGCAAGUAAAAAAGGCACCCCUGGCGAAGAGGGAAGUCCAGCAAGCAAAAUACCUCUUGUAUCCCCGGCACCUUCCGCUGGAGGGGCAGGAGGAGGCUCAAGAACAAGCACCCCAACACCGACCGGUAGUGAGGAAGGCCCUCAGGGAAUCACUGAAGAAGCCGUGAGAAGGUACCUCACAAGAAAGCCCAUGACCAGCAAGGACCUUUUGCAAAAGUUCAAGAGCAAACGAACAGGCCUGUCAAAUGAUGAGACCGUGAAAAAGCUUGCUGCUAUUGUUAGAAAGAUACAACCCGAACAGAAGACCAUCAAAGGGAAACUUUAUCUGUCGCUUAAACCACAGAGCUGA
This is a messenger RNA of Porites evermanni, 683 nucleotides long. Lineage: Eukaryota; Metazoa; Cnidaria; Anthozoa; Scleractinia; Poritidae. The record is from the annotation of a GenBank genome assembly.